AUGCAGCCACCGGACCAGCCGCUGGCGCCUCCAGGGCAGCAACCCCGUCCCUCCUUUGCAGCCAUGCUGACCAGCCAAAUAACAACUUCACCUCCCCGCCUAGUCCCCGUCGCUUUAGCCCCUCGCCCCACCUCGUCUGUUGAACAAGCCCCGGCGGUGUUCUUCUCGGCAAUGGAAAUCGACCAACUGAAUCGGCAGGUAGACAAUACACUGAUCAUGAAAUUCUCGGCAGGCCGCCCAAGUUUACAAGAUAUCCGUACACACAUCAAUACGGAAUGGAAUCUAGUGUCGGAGCCAGCUAUAGGGUUUUUAGAUCCAAGACAUAUCACGAUUCAUAUGGGCUCGACUCAAGAUGCAAAGCUCGCCCUUUCACGCAAUUCGAAUAAUAUAAAGAAUUGUAUGUUCCGACUUUUUCGUUGGACACCAGAAUUUUCUAUAGGCAAAGAUAGUAGCAGGGUUGCGGUUUGGGUUCGUCUCCCUAAGUUACCGCUCCCAUAUUUCAACGUCUCAUCUUUGGAACGAAUUGGAACAGCGCUUGGUAAUGUCUUACGAGUGGAUGAUAGAACGCUGGCUUUUACACACACACAUUACGCGAGAGUUUGCAUAGAGGUUAACGUUGCAAAGCAAUUGCCGAAAUCGAUAUUUAUAGGUACAUCCAAGGAGGAUGGGUGGUGGCAAAAAGUCGAGUAUGAAGGUAAUCACAUGUACUGCUCUCAUUGUGGGUUGUUGGGACAUCUGGUUGGAGCAUGGAGGAAAAAACAAGGGUUACCGAAACCUCCUAGCAAACCAAAACCGUUGGGGCAGAAACAACCUACUCGUAUAUUGCACCGAGGUGAGACCGAUACUACUCAGGAUGAGGCCGGUCAUAUCCUUGCAGCUGAUUCUAACCCAAAAUCCAUAUCAAGGAAGUCGAAAAAUACCAAGAUUCCACUCCCUACCACGUCUGGUACAACUGCUGGUUAUCAGGUAGACACCGGGCUAAACUCUAAGCACAAGACUCAAGACGGUUUAAACCUUACUCAACACGUUGACGGUGCUUGA
Molecule: messenger RNA, 1041 nt
Organism: Erythranthe guttata (spotted monkey flower)
Lineage: Eukaryota; Viridiplantae; Streptophyta; Magnoliopsida; Lamiales; Phrymaceae
Source: RefSeq, a predicted model, not a curated record